Messenger RNA from Carya illinoinensis, 771 nucleotides. Its product is annotated as actin, alpha skeletal muscle-like. The transcript is spliced from 2 exons. The record is from RefSeq and is a predicted model, not a curated record. Bases 1 to 645 code for a protein of 214 amino acids. NCBI's taxonomy places the organism in Eukaryota, Viridiplantae, Streptophyta, Magnoliopsida, Fagales, Juglandaceae.
AUGGCUUUAUUUUAUCUCGUCUUUUACUUCUUGCACCAGCUGAGAUUCAAAAUCACAAACAGACUAUUUCCUUCGUGCCCACCCAACCCAACGCUCUCCUCUCCGUGCCAAAGCUCUUCCCUGCACCCAAAAACCGCAUUCAAUGGCUACAACCCGAGACAGGAUAGUGCCUGUGACUCUCUCUCUCUCUCUCUCUCUCUCUCUCUCUCUCAAGAAGCUCCCUACUGCGUCGCACCUCCUGAGAGGUUCCAUUGCCCAGAAAUACUCUUCCAGCCAUCUCUCACUGGUAUGGAAGCUCCCGGAAUCGACGAAACUACUUUCAACUCCAUUAUGAAGUGUGAUCUGGAUAUCAAGGAUGAUUUAUAUGGAAAUAUCGUGCUUAGCGGUGGAUCGACCAUGUUCCCUGGAAUUGCCGAUCGGAUGAGCAAGGAGAUUUCGGCUCUUGCUUCCAGCAGCAUGAAGAUCAAGGUGGUUGCUCCUCCUGAGAGAAAGUACAGUGUUUGGAUUGGGGGAUCAAUCCUAGCUUCUCUAAGUACCUUCCAUCAGGCAACUCCCAUGGAUCAAGAGCUCAAGCGCGGAGAUGAGAGCGUCGGGUUGGCUGGGCACGAAGGAAAUGGUCUGCUUAUGAUUUUGAGUCUCAUCUGAUUUUGAAUCCCAGCUCGUGAAAGAAGUAGAAGAAAGAAAGAGAAAGCUGACACGUGGGCAUUGGGUAAUAGAGAAGUACUUGUAAGCAGAAGCAAGGGUACCAUUACCCUUUCACUAUAUGGAAUA